GUUCCAACUCGACAUCGCCGCGCGGGAUGAGCUCGUUGGCGCGUGUGUGGGGUGCGAUGGCCCGCGGAAGCGGCACGGGCCGUCGUCAGGCGUCCCUAUUCAUGCACCGAACCACGAGGUUUCUGCCGCGUUCACCUGUCGCUCGCCCUUGGCAUGUACAUCUUGCUGGCAUGUCCACCGACAGCGUCGAGAAAAUGGCGACCCCCGUUGAGCCGAAGGCCACUUCGUCGAAGGAGAUUCUAACGACGCUUGCGGCCUACCUGUGGCCAGAAGGAACGUCGAAAGAAGCGCUUGCUGUGAAAUCCCGCGUUGUCGUGUCUGUGGGACUGCUUGUUGCUGGCAAACUCAUCAACAUCGAAGUGCCGUUCCUAUUCAAGGAGCUCGUGGACGUCAUGGGUCCGUCGACGUCGUCCGAGGCGGCGCUGGUCGCUGUCCCCGUCAGUCUCGUUCUCGGGUACGGUCUAGCUCGGUUCUCAGCCAACGCGUUCCAGGAACUUCGCGCGGCAGUGUUCGCCAAAGUCGCCCAAGGCACGAUCCGGCAAGUGGGUCGACGCGUGUUUGAGCACCUGCACACACUCGACUUGCGCUUCCACUUGAACCGUCAAACGGGUGCAUUGGCUCGCACCAUCGAUCGCGGGAGUCGCUCCAUCGACUUUGUCCUACGGAGCCUCUUGUUCAGCGUCGUCCCGACCGCGCUCGAAAUUGGGUUGGUCUCGGGUAUCAUGGCUCACAACUUUGGCUGGGAAUAUGCCGCCAUCACCGUGGGUACGCACGCAUUGCGUCCUCCUCCACGGCCAUGGACCGCGCGCUUUGCCAAUCGACCACGUUUUUGACGGCAUUUCUAGGCACGUUGACGGCUUACACGGGCUUUACGAUUGUGGUGACGCAGUGGCGCACCGACAUUCGCCGCCGCAUGAACAAACUGGAGAACCAAGCGUCCGGCCACGUGAUCGACUCCCUCAUGAACUACGAGACCGUCAAGUACUUCAACAACGAAGCGCACGAAGCCAGCAAGUACGACGCCACGAUCAAGCAAUACCAGGACGCGUCGCUAAAGACGCAAACGAGCCUCUCCUUCCUCAACGCUGGGCAAAAUGCAAUUUUCUCGGCCGGGUUGACGGGGGUCAUGUACCUGGCGACCCAAGGGAUCGCCGACGGCGCGCUCACGGUCGGCGACCUCGUUCUCGUCAACGGACUGCUCUUCCAACUGAGCAUUCCGCUCAACUUUAUCGGGUCCGUGUACCGCGAAGUCCGCCAGAGCGUCGUCGACAUGGAAGCGAUGUUUGCGCUGCAGGCCGUGCCAUCGUCGAUCCCGCCGCCGUCGUUUACAACGUCGGCCACGUCCGUCGAGCGGACGCCGAAAACAAUCACGUUCGACAACGUUUCGUUUGGGUAUCGGCCCGGCCAGCCCAUCUUGAACGGCAUGUCGUUCACGGUGCCGGCGGGCCGCACGAUUGCGGUCGUGGGGUCGAGUGGGUCGGGUAAGUCGACGAUUCUCCGUUUGUUGUAUCGAUUCUACGAUGCCGACGACGGCCGAGUCCUUGUUGACGGCGUCGACAUUCGCGACGUGCCUAUCGACGAUCUUCGCCACUUGAUUGCGGUUGUGCCGCAAGACACGGUGCUCUUCAACGACUCGAUCGCGUACAACAUUGGGUACGGCAACCUGAACGCGACUCGCGACGACGUGGUGCAUGCCGCCAAGGUCGCGCAGAUCCACGACUCGAUCGAGCAAUUCCACGACGGAUACGAUACCCGCGUCGGCGAGCGCGGACUCAAACUGAGCGGCGGCGAAAAGCAACGGGUCGCGAUUGCCCGCGCCAUGCUCAAGGACGCGCCGAUUCUCCUCUUUGACGAAGCAACGUCUGCGCUCGACUCGGAGACCGAGCACGAAAUCGUCAAGCAGUUCAAGGCCAUCGGCCUCCACAAGACGACCGUCAUCAUCGCCCAUCGGCUCAGCACGAUCCAAGACGCGGACGAGAUUGUCGUGCUGGACAAGGGCCACGUCAUCGAACGAGGAACGCACCUCGACCUGGUCGACCGCCCCGGCGGGAAAUACGCCGAGAUGUGGUAUCGGCAGCAGCAUGCCAAGAAGGACUAGGAAGUCGAGCUCGGUGAAAUAAAUCGUCGUGUGCUCAGCCCCAAGUCAACUCUCGUACGAGGAGGAUUCCAAGUGGAUGCAAUGUCGGAGGAUGGGCGGACCAAAGAGGCACGUGCUCGCCGUCCCGAAGCGAAUGCCUCCUGGCGAAGCAUGGUCGGGUUUUGUCAGCAGGUCGAGGCAUGGCUGGCACACCGGCACCACACAGAACUUUCCACCGAGAGCGCGGGGCGAUAUGUCCUAGCCGUACUACUGCGCUGUGCACGACGCUUCGCAUGCAAUACCCGAAACCAUGUAUCGUCCAGGGCGGGCUAGCCCAUGGGCGAUGGCAUACGUGGCACAAGCGAUCGAUCGCUGCGUUGAAAACUCGGCGCAAUGUACGACGACUGCCGUCACGUUUGAGCAAGUUAAACCCAAACAUACUUAUCGUUGCCGAGCCAAUGGACCCCCUCGACAGCUUUUUGAUUUUCGGUGACGAGGAGCGAGGGUAGCGAGUCAUCGCGGGAUGCAACCAACGCGCGGAGGUCGUCCGUGAGCCACGCAGCUUCCGGGUUCCACACCACCACGGACGCCAACGACCACGCGCGCGAUUCACGGAGGGCAGCGUCCAGCAGAGUGGGAAAGAUCGCAGGCGACGCGGUGUGGCAGCGCAAGACAGUGAGCGCGUUGUUUUUGAAGUCGUGUGUCCAAACGAUGAACGAAUCGAUCUGGUCCAACAAGCGAGCGAUUUAGUCGUCGAAACAACAACGAAUUUGACACAUACCGACGUGCCAGAGGCGAUGAAGACGCCGUGCGACGUUGGCGCAGACGCCAACGACCGCUUCGUGCGGGCGUAAAAUGCAGCACGAGUGUGGAACCACAGCACGGCCGACGGCGUUAGUUCAAAGUACACGGCAGGGGUUGCGGACGCCUGCGUCUGCAACUGCAUGCGAGCGAUGUCGGCUUGGCACACGCGGGUCAAAGCGUCCAACGAUUCCACUUGAACCAGCAACGGUGCAGACGAAAUAGCGGGGAGCGAGUGCGUGGCGGGGAGCACGAGCUGCUGGGACGCAUAAACUGUCCAGCCCUUGGAUGCGUAGUACUUCGGCCCAAUGUCGGAAUACAAGUUGGAAAUCACAA
This is a messenger RNA of Aphanomyces invadans, 3214 nucleotides long. RefSeq lists its product as hypothetical. Gene Ontology annotation, biological process: intracellular iron ion homeostasis; transmembrane transport. The transcript is spliced from 2 exons. The coding region runs from base 797 to 2098 and encodes 433 amino acids. Lineage: Eukaryota; Oomycota; Saprolegniomycetes; Saprolegniales; Verrucalvaceae. Gene Ontology annotation, molecular function: ATP binding; ATP hydrolysis activity; ABC-type transporter activity. Gene Ontology annotation, cellular component: mitochondrial inner membrane. The record is from RefSeq and is a predicted model, not a curated record.